Molecule: messenger RNA, 2130 nt
Organism: Aspergillus heteromorphus CBS 117.55
Lineage: Eukaryota; Fungi; Ascomycota; Eurotiomycetes; Eurotiales; Aspergillaceae
Exons: 1
Coding region: 1-2130 (709 amino acids)
Molecular function (GO): protein binding
Source: RefSeq, a predicted model, not a curated record
AUGGCCCCCUCCUUACGCCCUCCCCGUCCACGAUCGUCGAAACUGUCGAGACCCGUCCGUUCUAGUCGCACGCAGGUUCAGUCCUAUCACGAAAAUAGCAGCUCGGAAGAUCGGCUUGACGAGGACACCGAGUCUGAUCAGGAGCGAUCUAGGCGCCUGUCGCUUUCGUUGCGCCCCCGAACAACCGGUCGCAUGCCCCCAUCAUACCGGGAGGAAUCGACUGAUGAUGACUUGGAGGUGACGCUCAACGAUGAGCCCGACGCUGUAGCCCCCAGCGAAGCCUCGUCUCAUCUGGCUCAUUCGCUUCCGGAAACCAAUACACGCACCGCACCACCACGAGCUCCGCGCAAUCGAACCGUGAAAACGAGAUCGCAAACAAAGAAAUCAGAAAGGCGCACAGGUGGAAGACGCAUAGAGCUGGGGAGGCCGUUGAACAAACGUAGAAAGAUUGAGGAGGAUAAUACCCCAUUUGUUGGCUCCGGUGUUAUCCCGCCAUGGCAAACCCUUCCAUACCACAUUCUCUUCGACAUUUUUGUUCGCGCUUCAAGCCCUCUUGUUGACGAACAGACCGGGGCUAGACAUAGCUCUGUACAGUGGCUUGUUAAUGUUGCUUUGCUAUGUCGUGCUUUUCACGAGCCUGCAUUGGCGGCACUCUAUCGUUGUCCCCCCCUAAUACCAUCUGCCAAGACACAUGGAUUGCUACAUUUACUGGCCAAGCCGCAGGAAUCUCUCUCCACUGGCUAUAUGAACAAAAUCAAAGAGCUAAAUGUUGACGUGGAGCAUCUCUUACUCUACAAAAGUGGACCAACCCUGGGCUAUUUUGAAUUACCAAGGCUGCUUGAACGGACCCCUCAAGUGAAAGCAUUGCGUCUCUACCACAAAGAUGACUACGUCGUGGGCCGUCGACUGCGCUCGAAAUUCAUUUAUCCCGAUCUCAUUUUCUCUUCGAUGGCUUCGAGCUCAAUCCGCCUUUGCUGUUGGGAAUGGAACAGUCGUUUCAUGGAGACCAAAAAGCUGCUUCCUCUCAUGCUAGAAAAACAUCUCCAGCCUGCAUUCCACGGGCUUCGAGAGCUCCGAUUGUUGCAUAUCACAUCAGAAGAUGCUGACGAUGAUUAUCUGGCGGAGGCUUCCGACGAAAGAGAAGUAGUACUUGCGACAGCUCUUCGGGAGCUGCCAGAUCUGUGCUGUUUAGAAUUUGUGGAAUGCUCGAUCGUGAACGAGUACCUUUUUUCCAAUCUUCCCUUGACGCUCACAUCUCUCACUCUCAAGGACUGCGACGAGGUGACAGCAGUGAACCUUGGCUCAUUCCUUUCUUCACACGGCCAGAAUCUUCGGCGAUUGGAUUUGAGUCAUAACCGCCAUCUGAGUUUGUCUUUCAUUGUCAAUCUGGCGCAGUCAUGCAAAAACCUUGAGAUAUUCAAGAUGGACAUAUCGAUGCACGACUGGACUAGUUAUCAUGACGUCGAGCCUCACUUCCAGGAGCUUCUUGAUCCGUUAGAAAUUCCGACUUGGCCAUCCACCCUACAAGAAAUUGAGUUGAUUCAAUUGCGAAAAUGGGAUGACACAACCGCAGAAGUCUUCUUUAGGUCUCUUAUUGACGCGGCCCCUGAAUUACAGAGCCUGCGACGACUCGUCAUCAGUGCAAUUUUGAAAAUCGGGUGGCGUGAUCGUGCUACAUUUCGAGAGAAGUGGAUUGGAAAGCUGGAAAAUACCUUUUUACGACGAAGCGCCCCCCCCGACCCGAAGUUACGCUCUAUUCCACGUACCCCACAGCAAAAAGAUCCAUCGCAUUCCAUCCAAAGUGCACUUCCAGACGAGUCGCUUACCCAUUCUGACACUGGGUUCUCAACGCCAUCUAAACGGAAGAGUGUGCGCAUUGCCCAGAGAAAGUUUUCUGAAGCAGACGAGGAUGAAGCUGCUCAUGUAUUAGCGCGAAGACUCAAUGAGGGCAGUGAUUCGUCUUCGGGUGCUAUACAAGGAAUGUGUGAUGUCGUCAUGGUCCGAAUUGACAACCAACGCCCGACCGAGAAUCAGUUCAACGAAGAAGAUUUUCUUGACGACGAGCUAAGUGGGGAUGAAGAUUGGAAUGGAAAUGAUCCGGAUGUCAACGAUGGGAGUCACGCAUGGUAG